UUAGCUUAUAUAAUGAUAUUUUAUAUGUGAUUUUCUAAGCAAUAAACUCAUUUUUGUGUUAUUUAUACUCCUUAUGGUGUUUAAAUGAAUUAAAUGUUUAUUUAAGGUGACUUAUUUCCAUGUAUCCUCUUAAUGUCAACUAAUUUAAAAAUAAGUAUUAAUAAAUAGAAACUAUAAACUGUUUUAUUUCUUUAAAAUGUUUAAAUUUUAUUGUUCCAUCAAAUCCUCAAUUUGAAAACCGAUAUUUAUAUGCAAUUAUGAUAACCUACUAUAAAGCUUUUACAAAGUUCAAAUUUAAUGCAGUUUUUCAUUGCUCAAAGCUGAAUGAAGUCUUCAAAAAAAAGUUUAAAAUAUUAAUUUUGAAUAAUUCCCCACUUCAACCCUAAUCACUACGAUACUACUCCUUUAAAAGUACUGAAGCUGAACAACGAUUGUCAAUCAUUCAGACAUUCUUGACUUCAUAUACUAUACAUUAUUCUAUAUAGUAGAUAUUUACUAUUUAAACAAUUUCAGGGGGAGGGGCUAACGUUAAUAACAUCAAUGUGAGCAGGGGAGCUUCGAUCCUACAAAACUGAAAAAGGAGGAAGAUUAACGGACUUUUGAGGGGGGCUAAGCUUCCCGAUUUACUGCAAUGAUUAGAGCCAUGAUCUAAUUAGAUAAUUUUAUAGACAAAGGAGUAAGGAUAAUGAUAGAAUUAUUAUGAUGCUAAUAUAUUUACUUAUCUAAUACCAAAUACCAAUACACAAUUUCUUAUCGUUAUUCCUUAUCAUCCACGUUUAGAAGUAACAGAUAAGAAUAAUUUUUAUGAAGUUAAACACGUUUUUUUUUUUGAGAUUCAAGGCAUUUCAAGGAAAUAUUAUUUGUUUAUUAUGUUUCUUUAUUUCAGAUAUCUCUCAUUAUUAGUUUUUGUUUAUAAUUAAUAUUUAAAAUACUAAGUAAUACCUGAUUAACUUAAUACACAUUUUUAAGCUUAAAAUUGUAAUGAAGUGUCAUAUUUGCGAAAUUAAUGAAUCCAAAUAUAAAUGUCCAAAAUGCAGAAACGUCAAGUAUUUCUUGAUUUUGGGUUAGAUCACUCGCUCAUCCUGGAAAUAUCAAUUGUUAAGAAAAUAUUUGCCGAAUAUAAUUGUUCUGUUGCAUGUUACCAAAAUCAUCUAUCAGGUGAUUGUACAACAAGCAACCAAGAUGCAUCGGUUGAAAUGUUAAAAAAUGUACAACUGUAUCCAACUGAAGACACAAUUCCAUCCGAAAAAUUAAAUUUACUUUGUUAUGACAAUCGCCUAAAAGAAUUAGUUUCUGAUUCUUUUUUACAAAAACUAUUGGAAAAAAUAGACAACAGUACUAAUCCUAAUGAAGAAUUGGAAAAAGCUAUGAUUGAACCUAUAUUUGAAGAAUUUGCUAGAAGAUGUUUGGAAAUUGUAAGGGACGAAAAUGUAAAUUGAAGUUUAAACUUAAAUAAUCAAUAAAUCAUUGGAAAAUUAUAACAACUGAAAAGUUAAUAGUUUUAAGAACAUAUUUUGUUUACUUAAUUAAUAAUUUUACUCACAAAGAAAAAAUUGACUGAAAACUGUAAUUAUUAUAAUAAUAUAAUAUAGAAUUUUUAAAUGUAAUAA
Metopolophium dirhodum (rose-grain aphid) is the source of this 1610-nucleotide messenger RNA. Its product is annotated as zinc finger HIT domain-containing protein 3. The record is from RefSeq and is a predicted model, not a curated record. The transcript is spliced from 4 exons. Gene Ontology annotation, molecular function: protein binding. Bases 1023 to 1439 code for a protein of 138 amino acids. NCBI's taxonomy places the organism in Eukaryota, Metazoa, Arthropoda, Insecta, Hemiptera, Aphididae.